AUGACCGCCUCGUCGCAGCGUCCGCCGCCACCACCACCACCGCCCGCCCUCGCCGACCUGCGCUCCAAGGCCCACGACACGCUCGCCUCGCUCCAGCCGGCCCAGUUCUCGGUCCGCGCGUGGAGCCGCGCAGCCCAGACCGCGUUCGACCAUGCCGACCAAGCCUGGCAUCGAGGCCGCACCAACAACGACCACCACCAGGUCGCGUCGGCCUUUCUCGAGUACAAGCGCGCAGCCGGCAUCCUCCAGAUCAUCAUGAAGCACCCGCAGUACAAGGACGUCGUCGCCGCCCGCAGCGACGACUACUUUGCCGUCGCCCGCCUCAAAGAGCUCGUCACCGGCGCCAAGGCGUCCCAGGACCAGGUCGUCGCCUGGCUCGAGCAGCGCGAGGCCACCAUGUCCGACCCGUCGACCGCCACCAAGGCCGACUCGAAUCCCCUCAUCGGCCCUCGCGCCGACGCCUCGAGCUCACGCCCGAGCCCGCACAAGUCGCCCUCGUUCCCGACCGCCACCCUCGCCGACCGCCUCGCCAAACUGCGCGCGUCGGGCAUGCCUGACGUCGUCGAUGCCGCCGUCACCGCGACAUGCAGCCUCCUCGCCUUCUACUGCGCGCACCACGUCGCGACGACAUGACGAGGAGCGAGACGGCAUACCGGUGCGGGUGCGGGUGCAAUACAAAGCGUGUCGAGCUCCUC
Rhodotorula graminis WP1 is the source of this 695-nucleotide messenger RNA. RefSeq lists its product as uncharacterized. The record is from RefSeq and is a predicted model, not a curated record. Lineage: Eukaryota; Fungi; Basidiomycota; Microbotryomycetes; Sporidiobolales; Sporidiobolaceae. Bases 1 to 633 code for a protein of 210 amino acids. The transcript has 5 exons.